ACGCUCCCUUAUAUAAUCACCUAACCCACCCCCUCCCCCCCAGAUGGGGCCGCGCCACCGUUCGAUUCCCGUCACCGCCAAUGGCGACGAAGGAGGGCCGUCCGAUCGCCACAAAGCUUCUUUUUCUAGCAGCGGUUGUUGUCGCCGCCCCGGGCGCGGAGGCGCAGGGGGGCUUCACGUCACCCCCGGCGUACGGGGGCGGCGGCGGCGGCGGCGGCGGGGGGUUUAGCGUGACCACGGCGCUCCUCUUCGUCGCCAUCAUCGUCGGCUUCUUCUUCCUCGGCUUCUUCUCCUUCUACAUCCGCCGCUGGGUCGACCAGCGCACCGCCGCGGCGGAGGCCGAGGCGAGCGGCGGGGGCGGCGGAGGCGGAGGGGGAGGGGGAGGGGGCCGCGCGCGGCGGCGCGGGCUCGACCCUGCGGCGGUGGAGACGCUUCCGACGAUGCCGUACGCGGCGGCGCGGGCGAUGAUGAAGGCGUGGGGAGCGGGGGAGGGGAAGGGGGAGACCCUGGAGUGCGCGGUGUGCCUCAUGGAGUUCGGCGACGAGGGGGAGGCGCUCCGCCUCCUCCCCGGCUGCUGCCACGUCUUCCACCGCGAUUGCAUCGACCCCUGGCUCGAGUCCCACGUCACCUGCCCCGUGUGCCGCGCCGAUCUCUCCGACCCCGCCGUCCUCGCAGCCGCCGCCGCCGUCGCCGCCGACGCGGCGGCGGCGCCGGAUCCGGCGGAGGUGGACGUCGAGAUGGGGAAUCAUCGCGCCCCGAUCGCGGCGCGAUCGGAGCACCAGAGAUCGCGCUCCGCGGCGGAGGAUCGGUUCACGCUCCGGCUCCCGGAGCACGUGCGGAGGGAGAUCGCGCACCGGCGAGCGGCGAGCCUCUCCGGCUGCGGCGGCGGAGGAGCGCGGCGGAGCGUGAGCGUCGGCGUCGCCGGAGGGGGAGGAGGAGGAGGAGGAGGGUUUGGUACGACGCUGCUGAGGACGUUAUCGGGUAUUCGUUAUAAGAAGGAGAGCGAGGUGGGUGUGAUUCUCAAUUUCAUCGGAGCUCCGACAGGGGAGACGAGCGGAGGAGGCGGAGGCGGAUGCGUAAGCGAGAUUCGGGAUCCGAGAUCCGCUAGUAGCUCGUUCAAGUGUUACGCGCGGAGCAUCACUUUCGCGGGAUUCGUCCUGCAGGGUGACGUGGCAGCGCGUGAUUGGCGGCCCGAGCUGUUCCAGGUUUCGGGUUCCCUCCGAUCCGCAACUUCGCUUGCGCAGUAAAUCCGCCCGAAGUCGACUUCUGUUGUAAGUAAACUUUUUCUUUUUUAUUAUUAUUAUUAUAAUUAUAACUAUUGUUUUCAAUACACUUAUAUAUGCACCGUUGGAUCAUGAAGUAACGGUAUACAGAUUAUUUGUACAUGUCAUAAUGGAAUUGACCCGUUUGCGAUAA
This is a messenger RNA of Ananas comosus (pineapple), 1416 nucleotides long. RefSeq names its product E3 ubiquitin-protein ligase Os03g0188200-like. The coding region runs from base 81 to 1247 and encodes 388 amino acids. The record is from RefSeq and is a predicted model, not a curated record. Lineage: Eukaryota; Viridiplantae; Streptophyta; Magnoliopsida; Poales; Bromeliaceae. The transcript is spliced from 2 exons.